Porites evermanni is the source of this 2459-nucleotide messenger RNA. The record is from the annotation of a GenBank genome assembly. Lineage: Eukaryota; Metazoa; Cnidaria; Anthozoa; Scleractinia; Poritidae.
AUGGCUUCGCCGUGUGUAGUGAAGGAUUCAGGGGGCGAGUACUUUUGUAUUCUCGAGGAAGCUUGUGAAGAAUACCUCAACAGACUCUGGCCUGACUGGAAGACAAGUGAUCGAACAUACAUGUUCCCUCCAGCUUUCUCAUUCCGUUAUAUAGCCCCAACCGGUGCAGCAUCCGGUGCUGUAGGACUUAAGAAGUCUGAGGAAUCUGACAUGAAGGGAGAUUCAGCCGAGUUACGGAUAUUUAGGACCCUUGAUAAAUAUGGGACAGAAACGAAUCAGCCAAUGUUCGUCAUAACGAAAUUUGAAUUUCAAGAAUUCAUUGAUCAAGUCCUCCUACAAAACCUCUCAAGCGAAUAUGUUCAAUCUCUGUUUGCCGAUCUCAGCGAAACGCGGGAUCUUUCUCGAGAAAUAGAUUUUCUCAUCGUACACCGGCGUAUUGGUGUCAUACUCAUCGAAGUGAAAGCCACAGAAAAGUUCAAAACAAAUCGGUAUCUUGAUGCGAAAAGACAGCUUGAAGUUGGAGAAAAAUUUGUUAAAGCACUUUUGACAGCAAAGGACUUAGACAUUCCUGUCAAAAGAGUCAUUGCAAUGCCAAACGUCGUCGAUGAGGGACGUAAUGCUAAUAAUUUUAUUGACCUCCGAAAGAUUCAUCUUGGUAAUAUGCAACGUUUCAAGAUGUGGUGGGAAGAGCAUUUCACUGAGGGGUCUUUUGAGGAAGAAAUAAAGAAGCUAUUGAGCUUGAUUUCCGUAUUUGUAGGUCAGAGAAGUUCAAUAAGCGCCACAACCCAGAUACUCAGUGGAGUGUUUAAAACAAUUGAUGAGCAAAACUUUCUUGCACAAAGCCACGCGAAGAUGACAAGAAAGGGAGCUAGUGGGUCUCCUGUGGUGGUAAGGCCAGCUGAUCACACAGGUCUGAGAAUUCUGGCAAAACAGUUCAUGUUCUUAAACAUGGAGCAACUGGGCAUAUGGGAAGGACCAUUACACCAGCUCUUUUGUGGCGCCCCAGGAAGUGGAAAGACGAUUCUACUCCAAUACAAAGCACUUGAAUGUGCGAAGAAGAAUGAAAUGGUACUUAUAAUGGUACCCCCGCCACUUGAUAUGCUCUACAAGGAAUUCUUCACAAGAAACGAAAUUGCCAAUGGAAUGGUUACUAUCGUAACGUUUGACAGCAUCGAAUCCUUUCUCUCUCAGGCCCUACAAAAGCCAAAGAAACCAGUCCAUGUCUUUAUUGAUGAAUUUCAGCUACUGCUUUUCACAAAUGAGAAAAUACUAAGUCAAAUCACAACACUCUUGACUCGUUAUCAGGGUACCUCNAACAUAUAAUUAAAACCGCUUCCUCGUGCAUGUCCCGCCUUGGCCAGAUAAACCGUGUCAAGCAUGUCUUCGACAAACGUACACUUUUGAUGAUUAUUAAUUCCUUAGUUUUUAGCAGGUUAUUUUAUUGCUCCAAUGUUUGGUCAAAUACCUCAAAAUGUAAUGUCAACAAGUUACAGGCAGUGCAGAACUUCGCAUGCCGCAUUGUUAGCGGCGCGCGUAAAUUUGACCAUGUUACACCAAUUCGCAAGGAGCUAAAUUGGCUUUCAGUUCCCAGUCAGCUUUAUUACCGGAACGCUACAAUGGCUUUUAAAUGUAUGACCGGUCAAGCCCCUGAAUACCUUACAUCAAAAUUCAUAAAGCGAGCAGAGGUUAGCCGACGUAGCACCAGAAAUUCACAGCUUUUACAAAUUCCCUUUUUUAGAACAGCUGCCGGUCAGAGAACAUUUUUCUAUAGAACUGUGAACUUAUGGAACUCCCUAGACAAUUCCUUUAAACUGUGUAACUCGAUUGAUGUUUUUAAAACUCGUUUACGUACUAAAUUACUUAAAGAAUUGUAAUUUUAUAUAUAUUUUAAAACAUUUCUUAAUUGUAAAUAGGAUCAUGUAUUGUCUUUGAAAAGCCCCUUGGGAAAGUCAAUAAAGUAUGUAUGUAUGUAUGUAUGUUGGUUUCGUACAUAUCCUGGACCUCCUUCCCCUAGAGGAGCAACUGCAUUUUGGAAACAAUACUGGCGUCAUCCAGUCUAUCUUGGCCACCAUGUUUGUGGACCCCAAGUCAUUGUAGAGGGGGGAAAAAGUUAUGCAUCACGUGAAGAACGAUUUGUCGAGUGUUCUAAGAUCAUCAAGAAUGAGAUCAAUAAAUGGGCAAAGGAACAGGAUGGAGUUUUUUCCUAUUGGAAAGUUGCUGUCCUGGUCACUAAUCCAUGGUGGAUUAACAAUCUCUGUUCCUGUAUAACUCAGGAAAGAAUCCCAGUUUGUCGCAUUGGAGGUGAGGAAAAUGCAGUUGUUUUGGAUGAUGCAGAUUAUGCUAGAUCAUAUGAGUGGCCAGUAGUUAUUGUUAUUUGUGACAAGUUGAGAAGACGGCUGAACUACAUCCCAGCAUCAAGGGCAGUGUGUCGCUUAUUAGUUCUUUAUUCAGAGAAGUAA